AAAAUAAAACUGCCUCUGAAGUAAACAAAGGCUUGAAUUUUUUGCAUUCGCUGCAUUUCUCAGGAUCAAGAAUCUAUCUUUGGCUUCUAUAAUAGUUUUGUUUGAUGCACAGAAUAAAGGACUUAACUUUCUACAUGAAAAUCCUUUGACAAUCGAGCAUAAAAUUAUUUUUUAAACGCCACUUCAACAAAUCAAUAGGAUGGAAGAUUUGAACCAACUGCUCAAAGUUUCCGAUCAGCCUUGUCAGGCCAAAAACGAGCCGGUUGGCAAAAGAACUUACAGUUGCGGUAUCUGCGGCAAAAGCUUUAACAUGAAGAGUCACCUUACGGAACACGUUCGCAUUCAUACGGGAGAGAAACCCUUUAAAUGUGACCACUGCGGUUCACAAUUCAGGACCGGCAGCAAUCUUAAAAUACACGUGCGAAAGCAUUCCGGCGAGCGGCCACAUGUUUGCGUGGAGUGCGGUGAAGGAUUCAUACGCAGGUACCAAUUAACGAACCAUGAGAAAUGUCACAUAGACAAAAAACCUUUCAAAUGCGAUGUCUGUUGCAAAGCAUUCUCAUCUAAACCCGCUCUUAUGCAGCACAAACGUAUUCACGUAAACCGGAGACAGUUCGAGUGUGACCUCUGCGGAAAACUGUUUCACACUAAGAGUUGUUUGAUUCAACACAGUCGAGUGCACACAGGAGAAAGACCUUUCAAAUGCGAUUUAUGUGAUAAAUCAUUUGCCUCAAGUAGCGCGGCUAAAAAUCAUCGACUGAUUCAUACCGGUGAAAAAUCACACAAAUGCGAUGAAUGCGACAAACAAUUCAUUUCCAGCAGCACUUUGACUAAACAUCAACGAACUCACACAGGAGAACGACCGUACGGAUGUACGUUUUGCGGUAAAAUGUUUACCGAAAGUGGCAGCUUGAAGCAUCACAUACGCAUCCACACAGGAGAUAGGCCCUAUAAGUGUGACAUCUGCGGCAAGGAAUUUAUCGCCAGCAGUUCGAUGAAAAUCCAUCGGCGUAUUCAUACCGGCGAAAGGCCAUAUCGGUGUGAGUUAUGUGGAACGGGAUUCCUCACCAGCAGCAACCUCGUCCAGCACAUGUCGUUUCACGAGAAAGAGGGUACGCAUCGGUGCGACGUAUGCGGUGAAUGUUUCCUUCAUCUAAGUCAAUUUGUUGCACAUAAACAGACGCAUGAACAAAGCAUAGUAGUACUGAAACAGGAAAUCGACAUUCCCAAUAAGUCGUUCCUACCGUCUAAAGCUUCCGAUCAAUCCUGUGAGGCCCAUAUCGAUCCGGUUAGCAAAAGACCUUACAGUUGCGAUAUCUGCGGCAAAAACUUUGAAGAGAAAAGUUCCCUUACGGCACACUUUCGCAUUCAUACUGGAGAGAAACCCUUUAACUGUGACCAAUGCGGUUCGCAGUUCAAGACCGGUAGUAAUCUUAGAAUACAUGUACGGAAGCAUUCCGGCGAGCGGCCACAUGUUUGCGAGGAGUGCGGUGAAGGAUUCAUACGCAGGUACGAAUUAACAAAUCAUAAGAAAUGUCACAUCGAGGAAAACCCUUUCAAAUGCGAUGUGUGUGGCAAAGCAUUCACAUCUAAACGCUAUCUUACACAACACAAACGUAUUCACAUUAACCGAAAAGAGUACGAAUGUGACCUCUGUGGUAAACUUUUCUUUACUAACAGUUGCUUAAAUCAGCACAGUCGAGUGCACACAAAAGAAAGACCAUAUAAAUGUGAUUUAUGUGAUAAAUCGUUUACCACGAGCAGCGCGGUUAAAAAACAUCGACAAAUCCAUAUCGGUGAAAGAUCACACAAGUGCGAUGAAUGCGAUAAACAAUUCAUUUUCAGUAGCACCUUAAUUAAACAUAAACGAACUCACACUGGAGAACGACCGUUCGGGUGUCAGUUCUGCGGCAAGAUGUUUACUGCAAAAAGCGGCUUAACGUACCACUUACGCAUCCACAUGGGAGAUAGGCCCUAUAGCUGUGACAUCUGCGGCAAGGAAUUUGUCACCAGCAGUGUGAUGAAAAUCCAUCGGCGUAUUCAUACCGGCGAGAAACCAUUUCAGUGUGCGGUAUGUGAAAAAGGAUUCCCCACCAGCAGCAACCUCGUUCAGCACAUGACAUUUCACGGUAAAAAGGGUAGACAUCAUUGCGACGUAUGUGGUAAAAGUUUCCACCAUUCAAAACGAUUCGCAGCGCACAAACAAACGCAUAAAUAAAAUAUAGCAUUGAAAUAAUAUAUUUUAAUU
This is a messenger RNA of Wyeomyia smithii (pitcher-plant mosquito), 2248 nucleotides long. Its product is annotated as zinc finger protein 62 homolog. The coding region runs from base 200 to 2218 and encodes 672 amino acids. Lineage: Eukaryota; Metazoa; Arthropoda; Insecta; Diptera; Culicidae. The transcript is spliced from 3 exons. The record is from RefSeq and is a predicted model, not a curated record.